UCUCUCUCUCUCUUCCUCUCUCUCUCUCUCCUCUCUUCUCUCGCCGUUUCACACUCUUCCUUCGACAAUGUUCUCAAUGAGAUUCUGCGUCAUGGUCAUCUUCAUCAUUAUGAGACAAGCCGAUUUCUUGGAGGAGCAGCAGGUAUAGGCAAUGGAUUCCGACCCUCAGUCUUUCAAGCAGUGGCAGAACGAUACCUCAAAUUCAGGACGCCAUCUCCAGCUGUGCUGCUGCAGCUACAGGUCAUUCUGUCCUACUUGCAGAAUGAAAAGCUGUGUGUUCUGGUCUUUACAAACAUGGCAUUUUGUCUAGCCUUCCUCACUGGGCGACUGAUCCUGAGGACUUUCUUUGGCGAUCUACGAAUGAUUGAACGGCAGCACAUGUAUGAUAGGGCACUAAACUUCCUGCUUUUUAAAGUCGUCUUUGGGAUUUUGAGCAUGCUCACAAUGAUCUUGGUCUCGAACAUUGCGUGGUUUUACUCUGUAUCUCGGUCUUCCGAUCCAUGUUACUUCCUGUCCUUUGAGUGCUUCACAUUGUUCCUGGACACGGUUCAGACACUUACCAGUGAAUCACGAAGAAUGAUUCAAUACUAUACCGAAUUUGUUACUGACACGAUGAUUUUGGUGACAACUUGGGACACUACUCCAUUUAUGUAUUUGCAUGGGAUCUCAUUUACACUCAUUGAUGCAGUGCUGAAAAAACUUGCCGCAUUAUACCCAUCAGCAACAGAGAAGGAACUGGAAGAUUAUAGCGAUGACUGUGCUAUCUGCAGGGACAGUAUGGCCUCAGCAAAAGUCCUUCAUGUGGCGGCAUUGUCCGUCAAAACAGAAUCAAAUAGGGUAGUGAAUAGUGGUUCGAAUGGUAUUUCUAGUCAUAACGUGAACCGCGCCAAUGUUGAGACAGCUGCAGCGCCUACCUUGAGCGACAUCCAAUAUUCUAGCCGCAUUGGGCCACCAACCGCUACCCCUUCGUUACAAGCUCUAUCAGUGCCAUCCUCUAUGGGUAAUCAUUCAUCGUCAAGUGCUCCUACCCAUAAUAGCGCUUCAGGCAACAAUAGCAAUCGUUCUAGUACAGGGCAUCAAUUGUUUACAUUCAACUCUGAGCAGCAGCCAUGGCUGAGUCGUCUGGGCUUCCAAGAAUCACAGUGGAGGUCUACGGAUGAAGAUGAGGAUGAAGAUUUGAGAAGAGCCAUUGCUGAGAGCUUGGCUUUGAGUCAACUGACGCAAUCACAAAUCAACAUCAAAUUUGCCGUUAACAGCCUCAACAACGACAGCAGCGGCGACAGCAACAGCGACGACUAUAACAGCAACGAGCGAACAUUUGAGUCGGGACAUCGGUCAUAAAUCGUCUACAACAUUAGCCGGAGCAGCGAUUCUGAGUGUGGCCCUAGUCAGAGCCAAGUCGAAGAGCUAGCCUUGUGAGCGAAAUUGAGUUGAUCAUAGGAACAGCAUUGGUGGGGUAGACGAGAGACUAUGCCCACCUGUGAUCUCAAAGUUGAUUGAAUUGAGCGAGUUACACGUAGUGUACCAAGUCAGAGAGUCUACUUUGAGUUGUGAAUAACUCAAACUUGUAUUUUUAUUCCUUUAUCUAACUAACCCUUAACUAAAGUUCAAGUGACUGUCCCUCCAAAAAAAAAAAAAAAAAUAAUAAACAGUCAGUGCUUGUUGCUUG
Messenger RNA from Lobosporangium transversale, 1669 nucleotides. RefSeq lists its product as hypothetical. NCBI's taxonomy places the organism in Eukaryota, Fungi, Mortierellomycota, Mortierellomycetes, Mortierellales, Mortierellaceae. The transcript has 14 exons. The annotation marks the transcript as partial. The record is from RefSeq and is a predicted model, not a curated record.